Molecule: messenger RNA, 855 nt
Organism: Mytilinidion resinicola
Lineage: Eukaryota; Fungi; Ascomycota; Dothideomycetes; Mytilinidiales; Mytilinidiaceae
Exons: 2
Coding region: 1-855 (284 amino acids)
Source: RefSeq, a predicted model, not a curated record
AUGGCGCUCUCAAACCACGGUAUCAUUGCGGCCAUUGAGGUCGCCGUAUAUAUCCUCCUUCUAGCACCAGCAAUCCACAACGUCGUUCAUUUUGGCGUACGUCAACACACCGGAUGGCUAUUUAUGUGUAUUUUUUCCAUGUUUAAAAUCACUGGCGCAAGCCUCCUGAUCUACACCAACGAAAACCCCUCCAAGGCGUCCAUCGGCCUCCAAGUCGCGACGCAAAUAUUCUACCAAAUCGCCCUCGGUCCGCUCCUCAGCGCUACCCUUUCGUUCUUCAACGGAUCCACUCCCACAAAAGCUUCGAAGUCCUCAAGUCGAGGGGUCCGCGGCCUUCUCACCAACCUCCCACACUUUCUCCGCCUCAUUCAUCUUGUGGUCAUUGUCGCGGUUGCACUUGGCGUAAUGGGUGGUAUCAAUCGCGCACCAACCAGCAACGGCCAGAUCAACAAGUCCAAGUACGACAGCGGCGCCACUUAUUCCAAGAUCUCCUCCUGCCUCCUCCUCGUUGCUCUUAUCGGCAUUACCUACGGCUUAAUUCGCUACUGGAGCGCGCGCUCUCUCAUGUCUGAGCCGCAAAGGACCCUCCUACCUGCCAUUGGGUUUGCGAUACCAUUGCUGUUCAUGCGCGUUGUCUACUCGCUAUUGGCAAGCUUCACGCUUGACACUUCCGGCAAUAUGAAUCGCACGAAGAUAUUCAACAUGUUUUCGGGGAAUAUCGCUGCUUAUAUCGUGCUAGCGAUGCUUCCACAGAUUGGUGUGGUUGUGCUCUACUCGGUAACGGGUUUUAUCGCAAAAAAGAAGCACCAGCAUACGAAGAUCGCGGAUGGAAGCAAUGGUAAGAUACCUGCUUAG